Molecule: messenger RNA, 1689 nt
Organism: Aureobasidium vineae
Lineage: Eukaryota; Fungi; Ascomycota; Dothideomycetes; Dothideales; Saccotheciaceae
Source: the annotation of a GenBank genome assembly
AUGUCUAUGAUCACAGCAACAACGUGGGUGCCGCGAGGCUUUGCGGCGCCCUUCCCGACGAAAUACACAUUCGACGAGGAGGAGUUUGAGCGCAUCUCCAAGCUGGCCAAGCUGGAACUCGACGACGCAAAGGACGACCUUGCUGAGGCUCAGGCCGAGUUGACUGGAGAGAAGGUUGCCAAGAAGGAUGAGAGCGACGACGACGAUGACGACGAGACACAUGCGACCGGCGCCGCGACACAGGACAUCGACCUCCAGGACGACGACUUGAAGGAGUACGAUCUCGAAAACUACGACAACGAUGACGCCGCCGAGAACGAGGACGGAGAAGGCGACGGCACCUUGAGCAUGUUCGGAAACGUACGCAACCUGGCAUACCACGGCUCCAACGCCGAGGACCCCUACAUCACACUCAAGGAGGGCGAGGAGUCGGACGACGAGGAGCGCGAGGAGAUGCAGAUCUUGCCCACCGACAACAUGCUGCUGGCCGCCCGCAUCGAGGACGAGGUCGCCCAUCUCGAGUGCUACGUCUACGAGGACGAUGCCGACAACCUGUACGUUCACCACGACAUCAUGCUGCCCGCCAUUCCGCUGGCCGUCGAAUGGAUCAACAUGCCCAUCUCCAAGCCUGGCGAGCCUGUUCCCGAGGGUCAANAGGCAAACUUCGUCGCUGUCGGUACUAUGGACCCGGACAUCGAGAUUUGGGACCUUGACACUGUCGACUGCAUGUACCCCAACGCCGUCCUUGGUCAAGGAACCGCAGAGAUCUCGGCAGCACCGACCAUGCCCGGCCAGAAGAAAAAGAAGAAGAGAAAGAGCAAGCAAAUCAACGACAAAUACCACAUCGACUCGGUGCUCGCCCUGUCGGCCAACCGCUUCCACCGCAACCUGCUGGCCUCGGCCUCGGCCGACACCACCGUCAAGCUCUGGGACCUCAGCACCCAGCAGUGCGCAAAGUCGUACAACGACUUCCACACCGACAAGGUCUGCGCCCUGCACUUCCACCCCCACGAAGCCCACUCGACCAUCCUCCUGACCGGCUCCUACGACCGCACCGUGUGUGCCGCCGACCUGCGCGCCGCAGAGGGCACCAAGCCCAAGCGCUGGGGCGUCGAUUCGGACGUCGAGCAAGUCCGCUGGGACNCCCACAACGAGCACGUCUUUUACGUGUCGACGGAAAGCGGUAUCCUGUAUGCCUUUGACGCCCGCAAUGCUCCCACCACCCCCGAAAAGACACAGGCCAUCUGGCGCCUGCAAGCCCACGAGUCGUCGCUGUCGUCGUUUGCACUUAACCCCACUGUGCCUGGUUUCAUUGCCACCGCAUCCACCGAUCGCACAGUCAAGCUCUGGAACGUCGAUCAAGCCACCAAUCAACCCUCCAUGGUUGUCUCGCGCGACCUCGGCGUCGGCCGCGUCUUCUCUACAAACUUUGCCCCUGACGAAGCAGUCGCGUUCCGUCUUGCUGUUGCCGGAUCAAAGGGUGCUGUCCAGGUCUGGGAUACCAGCACCAACAGAGCCGUGCGUGAGGCCUUUGCUGGCCGUGUCAAGGGCAUUGACGCAACAGAGGUCAAGGAGAGACUCGUUGCUGUUGCCAAUGACGAGGAGGUGAGUGACAGUGAUGAGGACGAGGAGGAGAAUGAGGAUGAAGCUGGUGCCGACGAGCGUGGCUGGGAGAGUAUGUCGGAGUAA